GCGGGUUCUUCGCUGCGAAGAAAAUGGCGGCGGCGGCGCCGAGCGGCGACGAGGGGCGGCUGGAGGACAAACCCGAGGAGAACCUACAGCGGCCGCCCAAGGCCAAAAAACCCAAGAAGGACCGCAAAGAACCGGAACCCGCUCAGCCCGCGGCCGAACCCGCCGAGGCCGGCAAGGCCGAGAGCUCGGAGGGCGCCGGGGCGGCUCCGGCGGCACCGGAAGCGUCGGCGUCGCCGAAGCAGCGGCGCUCCAUCAUCCGCGACCGCGGGCCCAUGUACGACGACCCCACGCUGCCCGAGGGCUGGACGCGCAAGCUCAAGCAGCGCAAGUCCGGCCGCUCGGCCGGCAAGUACGACGUCUACCUGAUCAACCCGCAGGGAAAAGCGUUCCGCUCGAAGGUGGAGCUGAUCGCCUACUUCGAGAAGGUGGGGGACACCUCGCUGGACCCCAACGAUUUCGACUUCACGGUGACCGGCCGGGGUAGCCCCUCCCGCCGCGAGCAGCGCCCGCCCAAGAAGCCCAAAUCGCCCAAAGGUCCCGGCACCGGCCGCGGCCGGGGGCGCCCCAAGGGCAGCGGCUCCGGCGGCGGCUCCGGCGGUUCCGCCCGGCCCAAAGCGGCGGCGGCCGUGUCCGAGGGGGGCUCGGCGGCCAAGCGGGCGUUGGAGAAGCCCCCCGGGAAGCUGCUGGUCAAGAUGCCCUUCUCGCCGGGCCAAGCCGGCCCCGCCGCCCCCGCGGCCCCGCGGCGGCCGGGCCGCAAGCGCCGCGCCGAGCCGGACAGUCCGGCCGUGCCCAAGAAACGCGGGCGCAAACCGGCGGGGGCGGCGGGGCCGGGGGGGCCGGGAGGCGCCGACAAAAAGGCCGCGACCCCCCCGGCCGUGCAGGAGACGGUGCUGCCCAUCAAGAAGAGGAAGACGAGGGAGACGGUGGUGGUGGAACCGGCCGGAGCGGCGGCCGGAGCGGCUUCGGGCGCCGCCGCCGCCGCCACGACGACGCCGACGACGCCGCGGCCGCCCCCGACCCCGCCGGGCCCCCGCGGCCCCCGCAGCGCCCGCAGCCCCGGCCGGCGCAGCAAGGAGGGGAGCCCCAAAGGUCGGGGGGCUCCCCCCGCGCCCCCCCCGGCACCGCCGGAGCCCCCCCAGAGCGGCCCCAAGGACAGCGCCGGCCCCCCCCCGCCCCCGCCGCCCCCCCCCGCCGCCGCCCCCUCCCCCGCGCCGCCGCCCCCCCAGGACUUGAGCGGCUGCUCGGAGCAGAGGGGGGGUCCCGCCGCCCCCGACGGCUGCGCCAAGGAGCCCCCUAAGACUCAGCCCCCGCCGCCGCCGCCGCUGCCGCCGUCGCCGCCCUACAAACACCGAGGGGAGCCCGAGCACAAAGACUCUGCCUCCUCUUCCUCCACCUCCUCCUCCUCAUCUUCCUCCUCCUCGUCGUCGUCCUCCUCCUCCUCCUCCUCGUCGGCGCCGCCGCCGCCCCCGCCCCCCCCCAGCGUGGCCGUGCCGCGGCCCCCGGCCCGCGAGGAGCCGGUGGACACGCGGACGCCUGUGCCCGAGCGGGUCAGCUGACUGUGAGCGCCGCGGGGGACGCACGGACGGACGGACGGACGGACGGACACUCGGACGGGCCCCCCCCGACCCAAAC
Messenger RNA from Poecile atricapillus (Black-capped chickadee), 1632 nucleotides. It is a transcript of the gene MECP2, whose product is annotated as methyl-CpG binding protein 2. Gene Ontology annotation, biological process: negative regulation of transcription by RNA polymerase II. Gene Ontology annotation, molecular function: chromatin binding; methyl-CpG binding; double-stranded methylated DNA binding. NCBI's taxonomy places the organism in Eukaryota, Metazoa, Chordata, Aves, Passeriformes, Paridae. The record is from RefSeq and is a predicted model, not a curated record. Gene Ontology annotation, cellular component: heterochromatin; nucleus.